UAUCAUUGUCCUUAUCUUCAUUGAUUUCAUGUGUUUGAAAUUGUACACUUGUUUCUGGUUACGCAAAUGUAGUCCACUAUACCCUUUCAUUACGUUUUCUCAAACUCUAUUUACUUUUCAAGCUCUUGUAGUUCUAGCUUCUAUAUAUAAACAAAUUUCUUGGUACUAUCACACAUUCAGCACUGAAUUUACUAUCAAAAUCCCUGUCACUUGUAGCCAACUAUUCUAUAUAAUUUAUUUUCUUCUAUAUAUCCAGCAGCUAGACAGCCAUGACCAUGGUUAUUCAGAAGUGGCUGCUCUUUCUGUUUUUGCAUAUACAUCUUCACGAUCUCAUCCUAGCACAGCUGCCUGAGUUAAUAUACUCUAAAUGUGGUGUCGAGGGUAACUAUACUAAAAAUAGUGUAUACCAGAAAAAUCUUAACUCGCUCCUCUCUUCCCUUUCCUCAAAUAUGGAUAAAUAUGGUUUCUAGAAUGCUUCCAUUGGUCAAAACUCCGACAUGGCCAGUGCUAUUGUGCUAUGUAGAGCAGAUUGGGAGGUACAAGAAUGUCGCGGUUGUGUCCAUAAAUGUCCUAACCAAACAGAAGCUUUUGGUGGCUAUGAUGAAUGUAUGUUACGGUACUCUAAUCGAUCCAUUUUGGGCGCUAGGUCAAAUUCUGCUCUAUAUUACAUGUGCAGUGAGUGGAAUGCCUCAAUACCUGAGCAAUUUAAUCAGGAAGUAUAUAAAUUAUUGGAUAGUUUACAAGGCCGUGCUGCAAAUGGUAGUUCUCUUCUAAAAUAUGCUAGUGGUAAUACGACAGGUCCAGAUUUUCAGACUGUAUAUGCACUUGCGCAGUGUAUUCCUGAUUUAUCACCUCAGAAUUGCUUCGACUGUCUAACUGAUGCUUAUGUAAAUCUGACUCGCUGCAAUGGAAAGAAGGGUGGCAGAGAAGUAGGCAUUAGGUGCAACUUCCGUUAUGAGAGUUACUCUUUCUUCAAGGAUGUGGCGUUGGAAGCUCCGCCACCUGCAGCUCCGACAGGGAAUGAUGAUACAAUAGUGAAGGAUGAUAAAACAGCUCGACCCCACAUUGCUAUCAUUGUGCCAAUUGUUACUAUUAUUAUUUUUACUGUAUGUAUCUUUGUCAUCUUAAUGAAGAAGCGAAAGAGGAAAUUGGCGGACAAAAUUCAAGGUACACUCGGUGAUGACAUUAGCAAAGUAGAGUCCUUGCAAUAUGAUUUUUCUAUAAUUAGAGCAGCAACAAAUAACUUCUCAAAUGCGAAUAAAUUGGGACAGGGCGAAUUUGGUCCUGUGUAUAAGGGCGAACUUCCAAAUGGACAAGAAGUAGCUGUGAAAAGAUUGUCAGCAGAUUCAGGCCAAGGUGAUCUAGAAUUCAAAAACGAGGUCUUGUUGGUUGCCAGACUUCAGCAUAGGAGUUUGGUUAGGUUGCUGGGAUUUUGCCUAGAUGGAAUAGAGAGACUUCUCGUCUAUGAAUUUGUUCCCAAUGCGAGCCUUGACCACUUUUUAUUCGAUCGAGUUAAAUGUGGCCAACUGGAUUGGGAAAGGCGAUCCAAAAUCAUAGGAGGCAUUGCAAGGGGAAUUCUUUACCUUCAUGAGGAUUCUAGACUUCGCAUCAUUCAUCGUGAUCUCAAAGCUAGUAAUGUUCUACUUGAUGCAGAACUGAAUCCUAAAAUUGCAGACUUUGGCAUGGCAAGGCUAUUUACAGUGGAUGAAACUCAUGGCAACACAAAGAGAAUCGUUGGAACCUAUGGGUAUAUGGCACCAGAGUAUGCAAUGCACGGGCAAUUUUCAGUCAAGUCAGAUGUUUUUAGCUUUGGAGUACUAGUCCUAGAAAUUGUAAGUGGCCAAAAAAACAGUUGUUUCAGACAUGGAGAAUCUGUGAAAGACCUUCUGAGCUGUAUUUGGUCAAACUGGCGUGAAGGAACAACUUCAAAUUUGAUCGACCCCGUGUUGACUGGAAGCUCAGGAUCCGUUCGUGACAUAAUGAGAUACAUCCACAUUGCUUUAUUGUGUGUUCAAGAAGAUGUUGCAAAUAGACCAACCAUGGGUGCAGUUGUUCUCAUGCUCAAUAGCCAUUCUUUGAGUCUUCCACUUAUUCAAGAAUCCAAUUCAAGAAUGUCAGAGUCAAGUAAAUUAGCUAAAAGUGAAUCUAUUUGUGUAUCGCGAAAUGAGGCGUCAAUAACUGAGUUAUAUCCCCGAUAACAUCCUUAAACAUAAUAGCUUUAACUGAGUUAUAUCCCCGAUAACAUCCUUAAACAUAAUAGCGUUUUUCUGUGCUUUCUUAUUACUUUGCUAUUUGUUCGAACCACCCAAUAGUAAGGGAAUGUUGCAUGAUUAAUUAAUGAUUUUGUGUUU
Lycium barbarum (goji berry) is the source of this 2351-nucleotide messenger RNA. RefSeq names its product cysteine-rich receptor-like protein kinase 10. Lineage: Eukaryota; Viridiplantae; Streptophyta; Magnoliopsida; Solanales; Solanaceae. The transcript has 7 exons. The record is from RefSeq and is a predicted model, not a curated record. The coding region runs from base 498 to 2198 and encodes 566 amino acids. Gene Ontology annotation, molecular function: protein kinase activity; ATP binding. Gene Ontology annotation, biological process: protein phosphorylation.